Molecule: messenger RNA, 1778 nt
Organism: Struthio camelus australis
Lineage: Eukaryota; Metazoa; Chordata; Aves; Struthioniformes; Struthionidae
Source: RefSeq, a predicted model, not a curated record
UGCCUGCUUGGCCUUCGGGGCAGCCAGGGGCGAACUGGGCAGCUUGCGCGUGCCUCGGUUUCCCCUCGACGCAAGGCUCGAAGCCUGAGGAGCCACCCCGGGAAGACCCUCUCCGCAGCAUGUUCUCUCCACCAAAGAGUUCCUUGUAACAGGCGACGAUGACAAUCCCAACAGGACCUUGGAAAGCACUAACAUUGCAGUAGCCCAGCACCCGCUUAUCCCUCCUUCUCCGCACCCCACCCUCCCAUCGCACACCGUGAUGGUGUAUUGACAAAGAAGAGCCCUGCUUUCUUUUCUCCUCCCCCUACAACUUUCGGCAGCUCUUGGAUUUGUAUGGCAGCAGCGUAACCGUGGAGAGGCCGGGGUAUCACAAACUUAUGGAUUUUGAUAAGAGAGGAGGGAAAGGGGAGCUGGAGGAAGGUAAAAGGAUGUCCAAAGCAGGUGGAGGAAGGAGCAGUCAUGGAAGCCGGAGUGCUGGAACCAACUCGGGAGUCUUAAUGGUGGGUCCCAACUUCCGCGUCGGCAAGAAGAUUGGAUGCGGCAAUUUCGGGGAGCUCCGUCUAGGGAAGAACCUCUACACAAACGAAUACGUAGCUAUCAAAUUGGAACCCAUCAAAUCCCGGGCCCCCCAGCUGCACCUGGAGUAUCGAUUCUACAAGCAGCUCGGCAAUGCAGAAGGAAUUCCUCAGGUUUACUACUUCGGCCCCUGUGGGAAGUACAACGCCAUGGUGUUGGAGCUGCUAGGACCCAGCCUGGAAGACCUCUUUGAUCUGUGUGAUCGGACCUUCACGCUCAAGACUGUCCUGAUGAUUGCGAUCCAGCUGAUCACACGAAUGGAGUAUGUCCACACCAAAAGCCUGAUCUACAGAGACGUCAAGCCAGAGAACUUCCUGGUGGGGCGGCCGGGGAGCAAGCGGCAGCACACCAUCCACAUCAUUGAUUUUGGCCUGGCCAAAGAGUAUAUUGACCCCGAGACCAAAAAACACAUCCCCUAUCGAGAGCACAAGAGCCUGACAGGGACAGCACGCUACAUGAGCAUCAACACCCACCUCGGGAAAGAACAAAGCCGCAGGGAUGACCUGGAAGCGUUAGGGCACAUGUUUAUGUACUUCCUCCGCGGGAGCCUUCCUUGGCAAGGCCUCAAGGCUGACACAUUAAAGGAGAGGUAUCAGAAGAUUGGUGACACCAAAAGAGCCACGCCGGUGGAGGUGCUCUGUGAGAACUUCCCAGAGGAGAUGGCCACAUACCUGCGCUACGUACGGCGGCUGGAUUUCUUUGAGAAGCCAGACUAUGACUACCUGCGGAAGCUCUUCACAGACUUGUUCGAGAGGAACGGUUACGUGUUUGACUAUGAAUACGACUGGGCAGGGAAACCACUGCCCACCCCUAUCGGCACGAUGCACAGUGAGGUGCAGGUGCAGCCGCCGAACAGAGACAAAGCACAGCCACACACCAAACACCAGCCUCCCGAGGGGACGGAGUUGUGGGAUCCUCAGGCCGGUGGUGAGGCUUUGGGAUCUCACGUGGCAGCGGGCGGGCUCGGGGGGUCCGUCCAGGUACAUGCAACCACGCGCCGAGGGCAUGGGCGGGCGCGCGAGGGAGCCGAGCCAGCCUGCACCACGGCACCUGCAGCACCCUGCCUGCACGUCCAUGUCUACGCGCAGGAAGAAAAGGGAUGGCCGGCUCCCUCCCGCCACACAAGAUGCGGUGAGAGCCAUGGGACCUCGCGCCUCCCCGAGACCGGCACCAGCGCAGGACAGCUGAAGCACCAAGGUUAG